Strongyloides ratti is the source of this 1344-nucleotide messenger RNA. RefSeq lists its product as hypothetical. The record is from RefSeq and is a predicted model, not a curated record. NCBI's taxonomy places the organism in Eukaryota, Metazoa, Nematoda, Chromadorea, Rhabditida, Strongyloididae. The coding region runs from base 1 to 1344 and encodes 447 amino acids. The transcript has 2 exons.
AUGUCUAUUCCACCAGAAUUAAUAAUAAAUGAAAAAUUAAAAUUAGAUUAUUCUGAUGAUAGCCAUCCAUCUGAAAUGUCUUCAACAGAAGGCAAUUCUAAUUGUCUUACAUCAUCUAGCAGUGAAAAUUAUCUUAAUGAUCAUAGAACAAUUUUUCUUUGUGGUUACGUUCAAGGUAGAUGGCAUAAUGAAUCUUUAAAUAAUAUAACUAAUGAUUUAUCUUCUGAUUUUUUUGUAUGUACAAAUAAGACAAAAGAAAAUUUUAGUUUUACAUUAGCAAGAGAUAUGUUAAAAAAUAGUAAAACAUUUAUAUUUCUUUUAAAUGAAUAUACUUUAAAUGAUUUAGCAUGUCUUUUAUGUUUACAAUAUGCUUAUGAAAUUCAUUUACCUAUUGUUGUAUUAAGACCUCCAAAAACACAAUUAAUAAUUUUAAAUAAAAAAAAUGUUGAAAAUCCAGGAAAAGAGGAUAAUGGUGAUGAUGAAGAAAAUAUAAGAAAUCGGAUUAGUAAUUUAAAGUUAGAUCAUCAAUUAGAUAUUAAAAUUAUUUCAAAAAUUUUAUUUGAAGGAUAUGAAAAAUCUAUUUCAUAUGAUAAACUUGAACAUGAAAGAAGUAUGAUUAAAAUUAAAAAACAACUUAAAAUGAGUAUACCAAUUACAGCAAGGAGAAUGUCAACAAGAAAAGUAGGUGUUAUUGAUAUACCACAUCAAAUUACAUUAAUAAGGCAUUACAAAAAAAAUAAAAAUUUUUAUAGUAUUAAUAAUAUAUGUGGUAAAAUGGAUCGUCAGGGAAGAACAAACAUUGAUGAAAGUGAUAUGUUAAUACCAAUUAAAAGAAAUCCCUCAAAAUGUAGAGUUACAGAAAAAGUUAAAAAAAGAAAAUCAAACAUAAAAGGAUCAUCAUCAUUAAUAAAUUUACCAAUGAAAUGUAAUGAAAAUAAAAAUGAUAAUCAAGAAGUUAAAAAUAAUAUUUAUAAAUCUGCCAAAAAAAAUACUUCAUCUUCAAAUAUUAGUACUACUAGAUCUUCGGAUUUAACAUUUAGUGAUAGAGCUACUUUUAAAAACACACGAUACUUGGUAUUUAAUGGAAAAGAUUCAUCAAAAAAACCUUAUCUUAUCAAUUUUCCUAAUGAUUUAAUUACCCAGGAUGGUGAAGUUAUUGAAUCAGAGAUAUACAAUCAAUUAAAAGCUAAUUCAAAUAUUUAUGGAAAUGAUGAUAGUGAUUUUGAUGCUGAUAGAGAUUUCGAUGAAAAUGAAGAUAAAAUAAGAGCUGAAAUAGCUAUGAAAGUUAAAGGUACAUUAAAUGAUGAUGAUUUAUAUAAUUAUGAAGAUGAUUUAGAGUUUUAA